AUGUCACAAUUUAUUUUAAUUGGACUUCUAUUAACAUUGAUAGUUUAUACAUCGGCAGAUUUAUGUUUACAUGGAGAAAUAUGUGGAAAUUCUUCACACACAUUUUGUUGUCCAACAAAUACACGAUGUGGUAUCUCUGCUAAUAGACGUUGCUAUUCACAAUCGAAUGGACCAACACUUGCAGGAAUCAUAUUCACUAUUAUAAUUAGUCUAUUCAUUUUUAUAAUGAUACUAAGAGCUUGUAUUGCAUGUUGUUCAUCCAGGAAUGAUUAUGAUUCAAUACAAUCAUCCGAUCCUGCAUAUCUAUCUAGAUCAGGAGCUGUUGUUUGUGCAGUUGCAACAAGUCAUUGUUAA
Adineta steineri is the source of this 354-nucleotide messenger RNA. The record is from the annotation of a GenBank genome assembly. NCBI's taxonomy places the organism in Eukaryota, Metazoa, Rotifera, Eurotatoria, Adinetida, Adinetidae.